GCAGUCCUCCGUACGGACCUCUGUGGCCACUAUCUACUAAAAUAUGGAGGACAACGAGUAUAGCUCACGCGACGAGCUCGAUUUCGAGGCCGAGCAAGGCUAUGUUGAUUCGGAGGAGGAACGGCGCCAAACCCAGCAAAAGCAGCACCGUCUGAAACAACAGCAAGCCUUGCACGCCAAGUCGCGUUCAGUUGGGGCUUCCAGAGGAGCAGAAUGGCUCAGUGACGCAGACGAGAACACCGAUGAGGAUGGCGCUCGUGGCGGGCACGGACGUGCUGGCCCUGGCGCGAAGCAGCACAGCGUCGCAGCCACUAAUACCGGCCACGUCCGAUCAGGCGGUCGUCUAGCGCUUCCGCAGCGGAGUCGUAGAGCUACUACUGUGCCACAGAACCGUUCCAAAUCCAUACACGACGACUAUGAGCUCGAUGGCUAUGCCGGCUUCGGUCUUGAAGAUGACGAUGUCGACGAUCUCGAGGAGUUACGCGACGAGGAUGAAGUGGGGAGUGCCAACGAGGAUGAAGAUGGGCCGGCAAAGAUGAAUGAUGAGGACCUCAUGACGGAAAUUAGAGGCCCUGUACUGGGCAUUUGCUCAGCGCUCGGUGGGUACGAGGACGUCGAGGUGGAGGAAGGCAUCUUCCAGGAGGUAUAUGUACCUGGUGAUGACUGUCUAGGAUGUCUGCGCGACCUGCGCAAACUGUGGCGCAGAGAUGACGACGAUCCUUCACGCCGUGUUGCAAGAGUCUUCGCGCAGGUCAACGUGUUGCGCAAUGACAUUGUGCCCAUUUUGCUCGCGACUGCUGGCAAAGGAGAGCGGGGUAACAAAAUUGCUCUUGCUUGUGCCGACCUGAUGACAUCUAUGACUUGGCCGAUCGAUAUUGAGAACGAACUUCGCGUGUGCGUCGAGCGCGGUGAAGACAAUUCCCACAUUGCACGUCUUCCGCCUUUGGAGAAGGCUCAAGUCGGCUACAAGGCGUCGAUUCUAAAGUUUUCGGAGCAAGAUCCAUCCAAAUGCGCUCCAGGACAAACCCACGACGUUCUUGGUGUCAUCGUUCGCGAGAUUCUGCUUCCCUCACUCUGCAAGCCGCGCCCGAUGCGCUCGGAGCGUGACAAUGGCACCAUCUCAAUGUGUCUGCACCUGUUUCGUAACCUCCUCGCGAUCCGCGACCCGCCAGCGACGUCUGAUUCGACGCCUGAAGCCAUUACCAACUCACGCUUGCAAAGCCUGCUUAUCGAGGGCAUGGAGCGGGCAAAUGUGCUCGAGAUCUUGCUCAUGCUCUGCAGCAGUGCUGAAGAGAGGAAUGUUGAGGCGUGGAACGCGAUUGCCAUGGACUGUGUGUAUCAGAUCUAUGUUGGCACCAAACCGGGCGGCAUCGCAGCUGUCGGCAGUGUUCAAUCCAACAGCGUCGAUCUUAUUCUUAACGCAGUCGAUGCGGAUCUCAAAAAGGCAGCGGAAGAGCGAGCAGUCAAGAUGGCAAAGGAUGCAGCUGUCGCGAAGAGGAGUGCCAUUCAAUCAUCGCUCACUGCAUCUCUGAAUGCAGAAGCCAACAUUCGGCGAAAACAGCAGAUGCAGUCCGGAACAGCACGCCACACGCGUUUCGGAACGACUAUUUCUUUUAUCGACGAUGAGGGGAAGAAGAGAGUCGCACGGAACACAGGUGCGCUCAGGAAGAAUGUCAAACAGUUGACAGAGGAGGUGCGAAAGAAGGAGACACGUCGCAAGGCCCGUAGGAGGAAGGCAGUGCGUGAAGAGGGUGGCAUCGUCGAUAAGCCGCCUUGGACAUCUGCAGCCGCACUACUGGUCAAAGAGUGGGCCGAUCGUUUUGUCAAGCAGGGCUUUGAGCCACUGACCCGCGCUCUGUGGAAGGCCAUUCGCUCUGAAGACGCCAAGAUGGGUGAUCUAGAUCAGGCGAGGAUCAAGAUGAUGCAGCUUGGGGCUUGGUUCCUCGAGUACUACCUCUCCCGCCGACAGCUCCAUACCGAGGCUUACCAAAAGCGGCAGGAUGAUCCGAACUUCGGACUGCGGAUGCGAGGGCGCGAGCCUGGACAAGCCGUGCAACUACAAACACUGAAGUCCACUACCGAGAAUGGGGUGGACAGCAGCGGCCGCAAGGGCAAGGCGCUUCUCACCGGACAGGAUCUCGAGGACCCAGACACAGCUUGGCCAUUCAGCCUCGUUUUCGAAUGGAGCAAACCCUGGGCCAUGCGCAUGGUGCUCGUACGUACCGACGCAGCACACGAGGCGAAGGCAUGGCUCGAAUUCGUCACAGCCGUCGACCUCUGGACGAUACUUUUCCGCUUGAUCGAUGCUUUGUCACGUUCCGAACUGCCUGAUGACCAGGUCGUCGGCGAGGCAGCGCAAGAAAAACUCUUUUAUGACAAUUUCACGUUGGACUACUGCAGGGUCGUUAUGGGCGCGUACAAAGCGCAGAGCUUCGCGACACUCCGUGCUAUUGUCGACUUCACGUUCCACAUGCCUCGCAUGCUUGAACGGUACUGCGAGAACAAGGAGCACAUAUUUGUGAGAGCAAAGAAGCGCUUGUCCAAGAAGGCUCAGGAUGGACAGGAAGAAGAUGUCGGCGAUGACGCAGAUGCGAAUCGAACAGCUCAAGAGACGUACAAGGAGCGCUCAUUCCAGUUCAAAUCUUUCCAGCGCAAGCUUUGCACCAAGUCGGUCGCGGUGGCUUGCGUUCAGUACCUCCAACGCUGGAAAGAGUUCCUCGAACCGGAUGAGCAAAUGGCGAGAGUUGUCGGUGUCAUGCAUCGACUCGCGAUCAAGGCCGGCAGUCCGCAGAUCUUCUUCCCCAAGGACCUGCGCCACACCUUGGAGGAGCUAUCAAACCCGAAUGUCAUAGCCAAGCUAGAGGCAGCGGCGCCUGCAGCCAGCAAUGACCUCAAGAAGAUGCUUGCGUACAUUCUUCGCAAGUGGUCCAAGCUACCGUCCGAGGAAAAGCAUGCGUAUGAGAAGGGCAAGCGGCCGCCACGUCCACCCAAGGCUGAGGAACCGGGCCGUGAAGUCAUGGUCAAGCCAGGCAAACCAAUCGACCAGCAGAUCGGGAUCGCGAUCGGCCGGUUGAUGGAGAUGGGGAAGACGAGCACAGUGAUGUGGGUUAAAGGAAAUUUGGAGAUGGCGAGUGCGCAACGUAGACAGAUCAUGUUGCGGAUGGAUGGCGAUGUUCUCGAAGGCGGCUGUGAUCCCAUGAGGGCUCGAUCGCCUCAAAGCGACCUAGGUGCCAAGGACAACGGAGGGGCCAUGCAGCGCAGAGCCGAUCUGGAGGAAGGUGUGCCUUCGAACGCUGCAUUACGCGACUUUGAGCCUUAUGAUCUGAGAUAUGACGAUGAUGACAAGCUGCGGGAUGAUGCGUCAAAACUACCGGAGCUCAAGAUGCUCUGUCGUUUAGUUGGCCUUGAGGAAGAACAUGACAUUGAAGGGAAAGAAUGGACCUGGACGGUCCCGGUCAGCGCCUGGCCCCUCUAUCUGGACGCGGACAUCAAGACAAUGGACCACUACUUGGCCAAUCCGUAUGUACCAGACGAGGGCCAGACGUUAAAAGACUACAUCAAGAAGGUGGCCAAGCCGAGAGCGUCAAGAGCUCCCGCCGAGUGGGAAGAAGACGUCGACGCCAUCAUCGCCGACUAUUCUGUUAACUCAGGUGGAAGCUCUUCUGAUAGCGACGCGUCUGCUGGAGCGCUCAACAAACGGCGGGAGAAGCUAGAGAACCUGCGGCGAAAGGCCAAGAUUCCGAGCAAGCGAUUAGAUCCCAAGGCCAAGAAGGCACAAGCGCCUGUUUGGAGUCACAAUGACUAUAUCGAGAACAGCGACGAGGAGUUGGCAGCCAUCAACAGAGCUCUUGGAGCAGCUGAGGAAGGCGACAGAGGGGCAGGCAGGCGCAGAGACCGGGCCUCGUCACGGGAUGAUAUGCACGACAGUGACGAUGAUGACCUACGCAAGAGACCAUAUAGCAGCCCUCCGACUAGCUCUCCACCUGCUGCGGCACCUUCGCGCACGGUAGCAACAAGGAAGACGCGGGCAAAGCAGCGCGUACGCCAUUCUAGCAAUAGAAACAGCGAUUCUGACUCUGGCCAAUCACGCCGUGCUGCGUUUCCGCGGCGCCCAGCAGCUAAGCGCGAUGGUCUCUUCUUGGGAGGUAGCGAUGAGGAAGACGAGGAGGAAGCGGACAAGCUGCUCUCACAGUCGCCAGUGCGGCGCGUCGCUCAUCCCUCGCUAUCACUCUCUCCAGAAAUAGUGCGUCGCCCUUUCAAAGACCAGCUCUUCCUGGGCUCUUCGCAGGAUCGCUCUCGCUCUCCCGCUCGCUCUGUCACGUCUGAGAUGGCGGAGAUCCGCCGCAAAGCCGACGAGGAGCUCGAGGCUCUGCGUGUGCAGCUGCUCGCCGAAUCGGACGAUGAGGGGACACAAGCGGACGAGAUUUCGAACGCAGCUGCGCAGGAACACCGGCAUUCGGGUGUGCCGCGUGCACGUAAUACGUACGGCCGAGGUCGCGAGUUGUUUGAAGAUGCGGAAGGCCAAUCGCUGUUGUACAGGGAGAGGAGAGAGUCGCCGGCGCCCAGCCUCAAGAGGCCGUACGCCAGUGAUGAAGACGAUGAAGUUCAAGCUGCUCCAGCCGAGCUCUCUCCCUCGCAAACGGGUAGGCCUCGAUUCUCCUCGCCAUUCGUGUCGCGCUUCAAGCCGCUCACGAAGCGCAGGGCUGUCUUGUCAGAUGAUGAAGAUGGCGGAGACGAAGAUGUGGACGAGCUGCUUUCUGAUGUGGAAUGACGCCGUGUCUAUGUAUAAAGCGCAGGUGAAAUCUCAAAG
Molecule: messenger RNA, 4810 nt
Organism: Tilletiaria anomala UBC 951
Lineage: Eukaryota; Fungi; Basidiomycota; Exobasidiomycetes; Georgefischeriales; Tilletiariaceae
Exons: 5
Coding region: 44-4771 (1575 amino acids)
Biological process (GO): DNA replication checkpoint signaling; DNA repair; replication fork arrest
Cellular component (GO): replication fork protection complex
Molecular function (GO): DNA binding
Source: RefSeq, a predicted model, not a curated record